Messenger RNA from Anneissia japonica, 336 nucleotides. RefSeq lists its product as uncharacterized. The transcript has a single exon. The record is from RefSeq and is a predicted model, not a curated record. Lineage: Eukaryota; Metazoa; Echinodermata; Crinoidea; Comatulida; Comatulidae. The coding region runs from base 1 to 336 and encodes 111 amino acids.
AUGGCACAUUCAGUAGUCGAAAAUGAACAAACUACAAUGUAUCACUGGUUCUCAUCAUGGAGCAAACGUCAAAAAGAAUACUUCCUAAAAGAUCUGAUCAAUAAAGCUGUCCCUGCGGACGUAACUACAUUGUUUGAUGCGAUGCAGUCUUUUAAUGUUGACGAUAAACCUCCAAGUAUUUUUACCUGCCAAUUGAGACUCUUUACAAGCUGGUUUGAAGAAUGGAAUCAACUUGAACGCGAUAAAUUCAUACGUCAUCUAGGAGAAAUCGACAGAAAUUUUAUAGAACAAUUUCAAAACGGUAUUCAAAGUCGACUUGAAGAAAACAUGGAAUAA